AUGCUUGAAACCCAGUUUUGUUUGUUCCUACCAGUAUUCCGAGUUGCACUAAGUGCCAAAGAAAUUCAACCUUCCGUUUUAUCAUCACUUCCGCGAUUUAUCGCCGGCUUACCAUCGUCUGCAAUUUCACCCGAUGAUGGGAAACGGAUUAUUGAAGCGACAACACGCACUUUAAAUACUGGUCAAAUACCCAUGACUACAAUACUGGUAUGUCUGGAAUCACUGGGAUUACUAGCGAAACGAGUAAGUUACGACUUCUCUGAUGCGGAAGUCAUGAUGGUCGUUGGAGCGACAACUCAAGCAUUAGCACAUCCGAAGCGGAUAGUACGACAAAAAGGAGCUGCUAUAAGGAAUAUAUGGUAGGU
Molecule: messenger RNA, 365 nt
Organism: Strongylus vulgaris
Lineage: Eukaryota; Metazoa; Nematoda; Chromadorea; Rhabditida; Strongylidae
Source: the annotation of a GenBank genome assembly